Messenger RNA from Anneissia japonica, 6054 nucleotides. Its product is annotated as E3 ubiquitin-protein ligase MIB1-like. Lineage: Eukaryota; Metazoa; Echinodermata; Crinoidea; Comatulida; Comatulidae. Gene Ontology annotation, molecular function: protein binding; ubiquitin-protein transferase activity. The transcript has 8 exons. The record is from RefSeq and is a predicted model, not a curated record. Gene Ontology annotation, cellular component: cytoplasm. The coding region runs from base 1105 to 2319 and encodes 404 amino acids. Gene Ontology annotation, biological process: protein ubiquitination.
UAGUCACAGACCAUGCAAAUACACAAUUCAGCACAAUGAUGCUGCAGUUAUGGGUUAUUUUCCUACAGUUACGUAUACCUUGAUGCAAUUUGACAUUUUGGAAUAUUUUGUUGGUUACAUUUUUUUUUUCUCCACAAUUUUACAGUUGCCAAUAGUACAAGUACAGUAUACUCUACUCAUUUUAGAGGUCAUUCACAGAUAAUAAGGAUAACGAUGAUGUCAACAAAUGUAGACUCAAUAAAUGAUGUACAUGCCCUUUUCCUGUAUGAUAGCAGGCAACAUAAAAGUUGUUUUCUCUGGUCCAGAAGUGUAAGUAUAGAAUCAUUUGCACACAUUUGCAGGUGAUAAUAAUUCUCAAUUGGUAAGUUUACCCAAAUAGCAUUUAUCAUAAUGGAAAUGUGUGAACUAUAUUGUUAAAGAUGUUUUCAUUCAUUUUAAAACAAUUUCUUUGAGAAAGGAAAACAUUUAUCAAUGUACAUCUAUAAACCCAAACUUCAAAAUUCUACUGUAUGCAAUAUUACUGUAGUGAUAACACUGACAUAUUUUGAAAUUAUUUUUUAAUUGUAUUUUAUAAUUUUUUUUUUAUUACCUGUAGUGUAUAUUUUGUUUUGUAUUGUAAUUUCAUACUUGUUUGGAAUGUGAUAAAAACAUUGAGAUUUGAUCAACUGAGGCUUUUUUAAACUAAGAGAUACAUUGGCCUUGAGCAUUCCUGUAAAUGAGUAGGAGCGCUAUACAAAUCUUAUUUAUUAUUAAUACCUUGUAUCUCAUUUUAUGCAAUUGAUUGUAGUAUAUAACAUUAUAUAUUAUGGAAUGUGCCAUGCUUGAUGAAUUUUAAUUAAUUUUUAAUGUUUUUUUUUUCCUUAACAGAAUCAAUCUUACCACUUCAAUUUGGUUUUACUUGUAGGACUAAAUGUUGCGAAUGACAAGGCAUCAGCUACAUUGCUUUUUAAAACAUUUUGCAGAAAAAUUAUUAUUAUGUGUACAAUAUGCAAUUGUGGUUUCAAUGAUUAUUUUUUUCUUUCCCAAUGAUUAAUGCAAAAUUUUCUUUGAUUUCUCCUUUACUUCCUCAGAAACACUAACUAUAUAUUCUUUAUUUUCCUAGAAAUGUUUAAAACAAUUGCAUUUUAUCAAUUCCAAUCAUUCAUUCAUGUAUACUUAUUACUUUUAAAAUUGUUUUGCAGUGCAAUGCGUAUUUUGUUGACGCAGUUACCAAGACCAUGGAUUGUGGAUGAGAAGAAAGAUGACGGCUACACAGCACUCCACCUUGCUGCCCUCAACAACCAUGUGGAAGUUGCUGAACUCUUGGUUCAUCAGGGCAAAGCAAACAUGGACAUACAGAAUGUCAACCAGCAGACAGCACUUCAUCUUGCCGUUGAAAGACAACAUACUCAGAUUGUCAGGCUUCUUGUAAGAGCUGGUAGUAAGCUUGACAUACCAGACAAAGAUGGAGACACUCCUCUACAUGAAGCACUACGCCACCAUACGCUCUCUCAACUACGACAACUUCAAGAUAUGCAAGAUGUAGGGAAGUUAUUGAUGGGAUUGAGCACACAAGGAACUGAUAAAAAGAGCAGUGCCUCUAUAGCUUGUUUCCUGGCAGCAAAUGGUGCUGACCUCAAUGUCAAAAAUAAGAAGGGACAGUCCCCAUUAGACUUGUGUCCAGACCCAAAUCUCUGUAAAGCUUUGAAAAAAUGCCACAAAGAGAAAUAUAGCAAUACUCCUGUACAACAAAGUAACAAUCUUGUACACCAAGAAGAAGAUUCAUUAGAUGAAUGCAUGGUAUGCUCUGAUAUGAAGCGCGACACCAUAUUUGGACCAUGUGGACACAUUGCUACAUGUUCACUGUGCUCACCACGUGUAAAGAAGUGUCUAGUCUGCAAAGAGCAGGUGCAAUCCCGUACUAAGAUUGAAGAGUGUGUGGUCUGCUCCGAUAAGAAAGCUUCUGUGUUGUUCAAGCCAUGUGGACAUAUGUGUGCUUGCAGCAGCUGUGCCAAUCUGAUGAAGAAAUGUGUGCAGUGCCGAGAAACCAUUGAUAAGACUGUACCAUUUGUUGUAUGCUGUGGAGCUGAGCAGCCUGCUGUUCCAGUGCAACAGAAUAAACCAGUUAAUACUAGAACAAUCCAGAAUAAUGCAGACAUUAUCAAACUCCAACAACAGCUACAAGAUAUCAAGGAUCAGACAUUGUGUCCAGUAUGCCUCGACCGUCUGAAAAAUAUGAUUUUUCUAUGUGGCCAUGGUACUUGCCAACUUUGUGGAGACCGAAUGUCAGAGUGCCCAAUCUGUCGCAAAACAGUUGAAAAACGCAUCUUACUUUACUAACAAAAUAAUUAGUAUUAUAUAGUUUAUGGCCAGUAAACAUAAAAUAAUGAACUGCUCAAUUGUGAAUACCAUCUACGUGCCAUGAUUAUUUGAAAUAUAAAAAUUUGUCAAAUUGAUUUACUAAAGAGGCCAAGCUCUCGAUAGUCAUUACUUGACACCUAGAACCUGCUGGCCUCCACCAUAUUCUCAUACGCUUUUUGUAAAGUAGUCCAGAGGUGGGCACAAAAAUGGGUCAGAGGGCCAAAUUCAGAUUUUGAUUAACACCAAGGGCUGCACCAAAAAUUUCAAACAAUACGAUUUGUUUUGCAUAACAGUAAAAUUAAUUCAAAGACUCGUCCAGUGCGAGUUUUUGGGAUCGUCCACUCUUAACAAGGGUUGACGUAUUUGUAUAAGUUAACCUACAGUAAAUUUAAUCUCUUGGCCAUCCACGUGCCAGAAGGUAUUAUUUCUUUUCAUUUUCUCAAUGAUGAAACUACUCAGGAUUUUGAGAUUUUUGGAUGAAUUUCGGUCUUGUACGGUAUGAUCAUAUAAAAGACCAUCGGCUGAGGCCUAGCUAUUAACUCGGCCUACGCUAGGCCCUAGGCCGAGCAAAGCCAGAAUUGGUCUAGGCCCUGAGGCUAGAGGUUGCCUACCGUAGGCCUAGGCCUAAGAUUUUAAAAAUAAAGGAAUACUUUCUCGAACUCAUAUUUUUAACUAAUAGGAGGGCCUAAUUAGUAUCAAAUUUCAAUACAUGUACAGGAAAGGAGAGUGAUCUACAAAAAUCCCUACCUACGCUACGAAUGGAUUACAUGGUCAAUUACCAAUUCUGAUGCCUCAGCAAAGCUUCAAAAAUCACUGUUUUAAAAUCACAAAUUCAGUUAUAUAGUACAUAUAAUUGUUUAUACAUAGAUAAUAAAUAUCACAAAUAUUUACACUCGCUAUGAAUAUAAGUUAUGCAAAAUCUGGCAACAAUUUUGUAGGUUAUAUGACUUUAUUGGAUAACUAUAAGAAUUUUUAGAGCCAAAAAAACUCUAAACUCUAAUUGUCCUGUUUUGUGGCCCAAAACAAAUUGUAUUGAACCUUCAUGCACUGCUUUAAUACCACUUUAUUCUCCAUUAUAAUACCAGUAUUACAUUUUACUUUUUAUCCAUGUUGGGCCGUCAAAAACAAGGCAUUUUCAACUAGAGAUGAUUGGCGAGCUGGGGGCCGGGAAGAGAAAUAUGUACUUUUUACAGAUUCCUAGACUCUGAAAUCGAUUAAAUAACAAUUUCAAGUCCCUAAAUAGUGGGAUGCUUUGGUCCACUAGUGAUAUGAUGAAGGGUAAUUCGUGAUAUUACUGAUGAAGGGUAAUUAAAUACUCUAUUUGACUAGGGUCCCAGUUUGACUAUUGAUUAUCCACACUAUAUAUUAGUUGACCUCACCAGCAGAUAUAGUCAAGUUUAACACUCAGCAUCACUAGUCUUGAUUGGUCACUUUUUUGGCAAUUCUAUACACAUUCUGAUCUUGAUCUGCUGCUGUGCGGAACGCACUCUUUAAAUAUCUUUGAAGGCUGAGACAGCCAACUUCUUUAAUUAUUGGUUCCGGCUGCCGUAAAGUGUUCUUUCCAGGGACCUGGUAUGAAGUAAUUAUACAUUUAAUUAUUGAGACUAAAUCUGCAUCAAUUGUGAAUUUGGCUUUCGAAAAAAGAAAUAGAGGAAGAAGAAUUAGUGAAUUGAUAGAUCUCUUCAGCACAUUAAGAACAAUGUAUUAUUUUUCUUCAAAUUAUCAAUUGCUUACAUGAGAAAGUGUUGCAGCGACUAUAUUAUUGUGUUGUAAGAUUAAUUCUGCUGCAAACCUUCAAUAUUAUUGCAGAAACCUUCAAUUGUGAAGUUGGCUAUACAAAAAUUUUAGGAAGGAUGGAAAUGAAAAAGAGAUGAUCAAUUAACAACAGAUUCCUGUGGCACAUAUACAACAAUGUGAUCUCUUAUUUGGUAAUGGCUGUGACAAAUUGUAUAAAUUAAGAAUUUUACAUGUAAGAAAGUAUCAACUUUACAUUUACAUUUUAUUCAAAGAUUGACAGCAUUUUUAUUCUAUUUUCAUUCAUUCAGCUAUUUGAGAUUUAGGCUAGUUGCCAUAUCCCAUUCGUAAAAUGCUACAUUGAAGACUACAGUCUAUUGAAACACUUUUUUGCCAAUCACUGGAUUUGUGACACAACAAUUUGUAUUCCCAGUUUGCCUAAUGUCCAUCUAGUGAAUGACAAGAAUAGCUACAUAUUGUAUACUUCCAGGUAGGCCUGCAAAAGGAUACAUUGUAACUAUUGUGAUUACCCAUCUGAAUGACAAACUAAUAAAAUCAUCAAAAGGAAAUCUGUUGAUAAAAAUUGUAAGGGCCUCAUCUUUGUAGCUUUUGAAGUAAGGGCACAGGACACACUUUGGGAAACCUGAAACCCCUAACAAUUACCCUAACCGGUGGGACAGUGUUUGGUAACUACAGUCUGGCAUUACGCAAACUGGGCAUAUAACGCUUACUGUAUGUACAAGAUACGUAUGCGGCAUGUCAUUCCUCUUCUAAAAUAUACCUGUCUAAAACUUAUUUUCUAGGUUUGAAUAUUAUAUUUGUGCCUGUAUAUACAUAUAUAUAUAUUGUAACCCUGCAAUCACAGGCAGAUUGUAUAUCAACUUAAAUGUUUACAAGGUUCUAACCAUUAGCUAAAAUUAAUUCAGGUUGUACUCGGUAUAUCUUACAUUCAUGAACUCAUCUGUGUGAAAGUGAAAAAUACAUUAUUCCAAUUAUAAAUGGAAAACUCAAGAUAAUUCAUUUCUAGAUGCUAAAUUUGUUAAUAAUCUACUAGAUUUAAUUCUAGAUCUAAAAGUCACAAGGAAUGGACCGUUUUAAAGACAGUCUGUCCACCUUGGAUUUUUUUGCCAGAUUUCUCACAAACACAAUAUGCAAUGUAUUGCAUGAGCUAUGGUUAAUCACAUUUGCAGGAAUAACUAACAUUAUUUUUUCAAACUACCUGUUUAGCUUAGGCUUCGUUUAAGUGUCCCUUAUUACUUAACUCUGGUAAUCAUUUGCAUAUAUGGCUUUGCCUGUGUGGUUGGCAUUUAAGUGUCCACAUAUUCUGCACUUGUAGUCAAAUACUGAUGAAAGUAUUGCUUGACUACGCUUGUUUAUACUUCAUAAAUAUUUAUUAGGUAAUAACAACAUUUUAUUGGUAAUUUCAACUGCUGCCCUGUGCAUGAGAAAUUUACACAGAUGCAGAGAAAAUUAUACUACCUAAGAUUGGUUGCAUACAAUCACUACGUUGUCACUAUGGUGUUUUCAGUGCAAUCAUUGUACUGCCUAGCAUUUCCGGCGCAAAAGCUUUCGGCGAUAGCGUGUAGAACUUGUAUGGAAACCAAGCUUUAUUCACCCCCAUCUAUGUGUACUGUAUGCAGACUGUGCAAUUUUACCCCAACAAUCAAAAUGGCUAAAGUUGAUUGAUUGAGAUAUAGUAAAGCUUAUGUAUUAUUUUGGUUAAACAGUGAAUUCAACUUUCCUCAGUGUUAUAUGCUUGGGAAGUGGAGGGAGGUACUCCCAGUCCUCCAGGUAGAGUUCACAUCAGACCAUGUUGUAUUUGUAUAUCUUAUCCAGUCUCUAUUGAGUUUUUAAUAAAUAACUGCAUUUUUUUCCUGGUAACUUUGCAUAAUCUAGGCUACAGAUAUUUUAUUUGUACUGUAUAGUAUUUAUAUAGUAUUUUAUGUAAAAAUGUUAUCUAAACACGUUAUAUUUUCAUUG